AUGCAUCGCUGGGGCAUAUUACGUGCCUUAAGCGCAGCUUACAGGGAAUAUCAAAUGUGCAUUGUUUUGGAAGUUUGUGAACCAUACGAGAAAGUGCUGAUAAAUAUUUGUAUGCUUUUAAUCCUUGGCAGUCUUUGUUAUAUAAUAUUGCUUUUAAUUCCUGGAAAUUUCAUCACUCUCUACUAUUUUCUAUUUGACUGUUUCAAAUGA
Messenger RNA from Heterobilharzia americana, 210 nucleotides. Lineage: Eukaryota; Metazoa; Platyhelminthes; Trematoda; Strigeidida; Schistosomatidae. The record is from the annotation of a GenBank genome assembly.